Molecule: messenger RNA, 777 nt
Organism: Saccostrea echinata
Lineage: Eukaryota; Metazoa; Mollusca; Bivalvia; Ostreida; Ostreidae
Exons: 6
Coding region: 49-777 (242 amino acids)
Source: RefSeq, a predicted model, not a curated record
UAUUACACUAGAACAGCAGAUUAAAAAAAUAUUUAUUGGUUAAAGAAAAUGAGUUUCCUGCUGUUUUGUAUCUUAUCAGGAUGCCUGGCCCAUGCAUGUGACCUUAACACAUUGCCUCAAUGCGUGGACGAAAAAGGUUCCUUCAGCGAGCUUUUGAUCAAUUUUCAAUCACGGAAAAAUCUUACAACUGUUGAUGCCCAAAACAGCGUAAACGAAUAUUGCAAGUUCCAGGGGAAGCUAGUGUCGUGUCUUCAGGAUAUGAAAAGAUCAUGUGUAUCUCCAAACAGCCUCUCAUUAACCUUGGACAUGAGGAUUUCUGCUGAGAAAUACCUAUGCACAGAAGGAAAGCAGGGAUUCAUAGAAAACUUUCAGUGUGUGAUGAACAAGUUUGUGGUGGAUCAAACCAGUCUUCUGUCUUGUACGCAAUUCUUUUCAGAACUUAUGGAAAUAGAAAACCGCAACACUGGCUCUGGUGAUUCUAGUAAAGAAUGCAGUGGUGUAGCUGCCCAGACACAGCCAGUUAAACCCAGGUCAAACACAAUCCAAAAGGUUCAAAGAAAAAACACCAGCAAUCUGGUAGAUCAGUUUAUAAUGUUGACACAAGUGACAACCUGUCUACCCAACAAUGUGCCCACCAACUUGUCUGAUGGCUGGGCAGGGAAACAACGAGCCAGAUGUGUUCACAACCCUCCCACUCAUUCCUCCGGACCCGCCACAGACAUCGAUAUGAUGUUCCUCCAUUACUUUACAUUAGGGGAUACUUUUCCCUUCCCUUGA